UCUAUUCCAGCCUCUCUAUAAAUCACAUUUCACAAAAGACUGUACGGCACAAGUCGGUGCUACAUGUAAUCAUCAUGAACAUGGACAUAGACAUAGACAUGAUCAUGGAUAUGGAUGCAAUCCCAGAUUUUCUACACUUUUCCAGUUACACUCACAGCACAACCUCACCCACUUCCGAAGACGAUACCUUAAACAACACCUGGUCCCCCCUCCUCGAUUUCGAUUUCUUCCCCGCCAACCAAGACCACUUCCACGACUUCAUUGAUUCCCUCACCAACAACGAUGAAAUCACAACCGUUCAUCCAAAUCUACUCAACCCUGUCUCCGAGGAAGAAGAAGAACAACAAUCAUCCAUCGGAAACCGAACAGACGAAGAUAACGACAGAAAAGGCCUCCGUCUUGUUCACCUCCUCAUGGCCGCGGCGGAGGCUCUCACCGGCACCAACAAAAACCACCGUCUAGCUCAAGUGAUAUUGAUUCGGCUCAAAGACUUAGUGUCUUCCACUCACGGCACCAACAUGGAGAGACUCGCCGCGUAUUUCACCGAAGCGCUACAAACUCUACUCAACGGCGUCGACUCUGCAAACUCCACCAACCAUCACCAUCACCACCAGAAGCUUUGCUUACUCACUGCACCCCAUCAAACAGACCUCCUCUCCGCCUUCCAGCUUCUCCAAGACAUGUCCCCUUACGUCAAGUUCGCUCACUUCACGGCCAACCAAGCCAUCCUCGAAGCCGUUACACACAAACGUAGACUUCACAUCGUCGACUACGAUAUCAUGGAAGGAGCCCAAUGGGCUUCACUCAUUCAAUCACUUUCAUCACGGAAAGACGGCAUCCCGGGCCCACAUCUCCGCAUCACUGCAUUAUCUAGAAACAAAGAGCGUGGAAGUGGACGGAGAUCUAUAGCUACCGUUCAAGAAACCGGGAAAAGACUAACGGCGUUUGCGGCUUCCGUUGGACAGCCGUUUACUUUUCAUCAAUGUAGAUUGGAGUCAGACGAAACGUUUAGAGCUUCUUCGUUGAAGCUGGUUCGUGGUGAGGCUUUGGUGUUUAACUGUGUGAUGAAUUUGCCUCAUCUUAGUUACCGGGCUUCGGACUCCGUUGCUUCGUUUUUGAACGGUGCGAAGGAGUUGAGAUCGAAGCUUGUGACGUUGGUUGAGGAGGAGGUUGGGCCCGUGAAUGAUGCGGGCUUUGUGGGCUUGUUUAUGGAUUCGUUGCAUCGGUAUUCGGCGAUGUAUGAUUCACUUGAGGCUGGGUUUCCGAUGAAUAAAUGGGCUCGGGCUUUGGUGGAGCAAGUGUUUAUGGGCCCGAGGAUAAUGGGCUCAGUGGCUCAACUUUAUAUGGGUGGUGAAGAGGAGGGGCAAGAGAAGGGCUCUUGGGGGGAGUGGUUGAGUGCGGAGGGGUUCAGGGGAGUUAGUGUGAGCUAUGGUAAUCAUUGCCAAGCGAAGCUGUUGUUGGGUCUGUUUAAUGAUGGGUAUAGGGUGGAGGAAUUGGGGAACAAUAAGUUGGUGUUAGGUUGGAAAUCAAGGCGUUUACUUUCUGCUUCUAUUUGGACUUGUAACUCAGAGUCUGAAUCUGAUUUUUAGAUGAUAUCCUUUCUGUUUGAUUCUGAAUAUGGAAAUUAAACCAAAGGUUUGAUGUGCAAGAGCAUCAUCUUACAAGUACCGAAUAUACAUUUUCAAAGUGGCGCCACUGUUGUCAAUGUCUUCUCUGCGGAAAAAGAGUUCCUUCAACUUACUCCAUUUGUUCUGGUUGUGUGUUUGUUUUUGUUCUUUCAAGAUUUUGUUACAUUUGACCGAAGUGUUGUCCUCUUGGUUGAUUGAAUGAAUGUCUUUCUAAUA
Vicia villosa (hairy vetch) is the source of this 1844-nucleotide messenger RNA. Its product is annotated as protein NODULATION SIGNALING PATHWAY 2-like. Gene Ontology annotation, biological process: regulation of DNA-templated transcription. The transcript has a single exon. Gene Ontology annotation, cellular component: nucleus. The record is from RefSeq and is a predicted model, not a curated record. Gene Ontology annotation, molecular function: sequence-specific DNA binding; DNA-binding transcription factor activity. Lineage: Eukaryota; Viridiplantae; Streptophyta; Magnoliopsida; Fabales; Fabaceae. Bases 75 to 1589 code for a protein of 504 amino acids.